AUGUCUACUUGUCAUAUUACCUGCACCAAGAAUGCAACUCAGCAUCCUGGUCUUGUAGACAUGGUCCUGAAGAAGAAACAUCACACAGCUGCAGAAGUAGCUGCUGAGCGUCAGGCUAAGUUAGAUGCCAAAGAAGAAAAGGAACAUGCCAAGGGUGCUAGGAUCAAAUGCUGUAGCCUUACCAAAAUCAAAGCCCUGUCCAAGGCCUAUUCAAAGAAGACUUAUGCAAAACCCUCUCCACCUCCUGAAGAUGACAGAUUCAUUUCUGAUGUUAAGAUGGAGGAUGCCAUCAGCAGCACCUUUGACCCAGAUCCAUCCUAA
Messenger RNA from Suillus subaureus, 321 nucleotides. RefSeq lists its product as uncharacterized. Bases 1 to 321 code for a protein of 106 amino acids. Lineage: Eukaryota; Fungi; Basidiomycota; Agaricomycetes; Boletales; Suillaceae. The record is from RefSeq and is a predicted model, not a curated record. The transcript is spliced from 2 exons.